CCUGGCUGAUAGAGAUCAGAUGGUGACUGGAUAGAAGCUGCCCCAGUCCUGGGUCCAUGAUGUACGCACCAGUUGAAUUUUCAGAAGCUGAUUACCCACGGGCUGAAUAUCAAAGAAGACAGCAAUUUUGGGAUCCUAUACGUGUAGCUCUUUUCACAUUGGCAAUUGUAGCAAUCAUAGGAAUUGCAAUUGGUAUUGUUACUCAUUUUGUUGUUGAGGAUGAUAAGUCAUUCUAUUACCUUGCCUCUUUUAAAAUCACAAAUAUAAAAUACAAAGAAAAUUAUGGAAUGAAAAGCUCAAAAGAGUUUAUAGAAAGGAGUCAUCAGAUUGAGAGAAUGAUGUCUAGGAUAUUUCGACGUUCUUCUGGAGGGGGUCGGUUUAUCAAAUCUCAUGUUAUCAAACUGAGUCCAGAUGAACACGGCAUGAAAAUUCUUAUGGUGCUCAUGUUUCGAUACCCAUCUACUGAUAGUGUUGAGCGAAUCAAGAAAAAAAUUGAAAGGAUUUUAUAUCAAAGUCUGAAGACAAAACAGUUGCCUUUGACUAUAAACAAACCUUCCUUUACACUCACAUCUAUUGACAGCAAAAAGAUGAGGAAUCUUCUCAACAGCCGCUGUGGAAUAAGGAUGACACCUUCAAACAUGCCUUUACCAGCAUCCUCUUCUACUGAAAGGAUUGUCCAAGGGAGGGAAACUGCUCUGGAAGGGGAGUGGCCAUGGCAGGUCAGCCUCCAGCUCAUAGGGGCAGGCCAUCAGUGCGGAGCCAGCCUUAUCAGUAACACCUGGCUGCUCACAGCAGCUCACUGCUUCCGCAAAAAUAAAGACCCAAGUCAAUGGAUUGCUACUUUUGGUACAAUGAUCACACCACCUGCAGUGCAACGAAGCCUGGGGAAAAUUAUCCUUCAUGAAAACUACCACAGAGAAACAAACGAAAAUGACAUUGCUUUGGCGCAGCUUACUACUCGAGUUGAGUUUUCAAAUACAGUACAGAGAGUUUGCCUUCCAGAUUCAUCUCUAAAGUUGCCACCUAAAACAAGUGUAUUUGUCACAGGUUUCGGAUCCAUUGUAGAUGAUGGACCCACACAAAAUAAACUUCGGCAAGCCAGGGUGGAAACCAUAAGUACUAAUGUAUGUAAUAGAAAGGAUGUAUAUGAUGGCCUGAUCACUUCAGGAAUGCUAUGUGCUGGAUUCAUGGAAGGAAAAGUAGACGCAUGUAAGGGCGAUUCUGGUGGGCCGCUGGUUUAUGAUAAUCAUGACAUCUGGUACUUAGUUGGUAUAGUAAGUUGGGGACAAUCAUGUGCUCUUCCCAAAAAACCCGGGGUCUACACCAGAGUGACUCAGUAUCGAGAAUGGAUUGCCUCAAAGACUGGUAUCUAG
Callorhinus ursinus (northern fur seal) is the source of this 1373-nucleotide messenger RNA. The record is from RefSeq and is a predicted model, not a curated record. Lineage: Eukaryota; Metazoa; Chordata; Mammalia; Carnivora; Otariidae.